Molecule: messenger RNA, 1372 nt
Organism: Triticum aestivum (bread wheat)
Lineage: Eukaryota; Viridiplantae; Streptophyta; Magnoliopsida; Poales; Poaceae
Exons: 2
Coding region: 308-868 (186 amino acids)
Source: RefSeq, a predicted model, not a curated record
CCCACGAUCCGGUAACCCGCACAACAUGGCAUGCGAAAAGCAACGACCAGGCACACACGUCUCACGCCCCUAUCUGCUAGCAACCUCCUCGCUCCUCCCCAUCCCAUCUAUCUGCUGAAAAAAUCGCCACGCCAUCCACGCCGCUCACGAUCCCCGCUGCGGCGCCUGCGUCGAUGGGCUCCCCUCGGUCCUCCUCCACCAAGCACCCGCCCUCCCAUGGUCGUGGUCCAUCCUCUACCAAGCUAUUGAUUGGGAGUCCCUUGAGGCCUUACCACGACCAUGGAAUCCCUUGCCCUCGCCUGCGUCGAUGGACCCGCCCGUGACCGGACCGAGAGCAUGUUAUCGCACUCCUCGUCUUCUCCAAUCGACACACCCCGCCGCUCCGACACGGGCGCAUCAACGCCGGAGCUCCCCUGCUCAGCUUCGCCGUGCUGCUCCCCUGCUCUCCCGCACGUCCUCCUCCGCCGCCGGGGAUGCCUACGCCACCGCUCCCUCCUGCCUCGCGCAGCUCCCCUGGCCCCCUUGCCUGCCUCCCAAAUCUCCCCUCUUUCACCCCCAAAGUUGUUUCUUCUUCCUCCCGCUGCGUCUCCUGCUUGCGCGCUGCGGCGACACCUCCUCCUCGUUGCCCCCGACGCCGGAGGAGGCACGGGGAAAGCAACAGUGUCUCGCGCUGCGCUUGCGCCACCUCGGGUGUGCGUGGGCCUACGGGUCGGUCGCCGCCUCGGCCGUGCGCCAGUCCGCAAAGGAGGAGGAAGGGGAUUCCGUUCGCCGCCAAGGCGUACUGGGUAUGCUCCUCGAGUCCCCGCUCUUCAGGCCCCUCCUCACCCCCCUCAUCAAGAAGCAGAACAACAUGACGCAGAUGCUGUAGCGCACGGGGAUCCCCGACCGGCCCAUGUUCUUCCCGGAGUACCCUCUCUCUGUACAAGCAAAAGCAGCUAUGAGAAACUUUUCAUUCAGUCAAGUUCUACUGAUUUUUAGUCUUCUUGAAUUUUGUAUAGUUGAGAUAGAUGUUCUACUUCUUUCAUUCAGUCAGGCUCUACUGAAACAUUUUGCAGAAACAAUGUACUGCUGAAACUGAAAAAAGGAACAGAAACAUAAAUGUUCUGCUGAAACUGAAAAAAGGAACAGAACCACACCUGAAUAAUUUAUACUCAUUCUUCAAUAGAUUUAAAAAUGUUCAGACUUUGGAUGUUCACUGAAAUAAUAAAUCUUGUCUUUCCUAAAAACUGAAUUUGUAUAUUAAGUCUUUGCUAAAGAGAAAUAGUAAAUCUUAUCAUAACAAAUGCUCAUUCAGAAGUGUUCAGAAAUCUUCAGUUUUUUAUCCUGAAAUGUUCAAUUUUUUGCUCUCUAAAUUGUGUGCCUUUAUUGCUCA